Molecule: messenger RNA, 2621 nt
Organism: Saccoglossus kowalevskii
Lineage: Eukaryota; Metazoa; Hemichordata; Enteropneusta; Harrimaniidae
Source: RefSeq, a predicted model, not a curated record
GUUUUGACUCCAAAACGUGGUUGUUAUAUGUACGAUUUGCCUGUUUUCGGUGCAUACUCCAGGGCCCUAAGUGACAAAAUGGUAACCGUUUGCAGGUGACUUAUCAGGACAAGUAAUUCUAAGACAUGCACCUUAAAUUUCCGAAGAAUAGACAUUUUUACACUUGGGAGGAGCUGAGCUGUCUUUCCAGGGCAAUUGGGUUUCAAAGUGACACACUGAAAAAAUGUAUUCCAGACGAAAUCACCACACAAGAACCUGCAAUCAAGCUGAAGGAAUUACGUAAAUUGAUAGAAAGGAAGUACUUCAGUGAUGCACUGGAUAGAUCAUGUAAUAUGCACACAGCUGAUUACAAUGUGAAUGUCCUCUCCAAGGCCUUGUUGUUACUGGAACAUAAACUUCUCAGUUUUCCUGAAUUAAAUGAUGUAAGAAUAGCAUAUGAGGCUUAUGAAGGAGGUGACAUGAAAGGAAUGAUUAUAGAUGAAUAUACGUUACUUAGAACAUUAAAGAUGUGUGGUCGAGUGGUGGCACCUAUGAAGUUGAUGCAUCGUGUCAAACACAUGAAAUCAGAUUUUGAUGAGAAAGGAAGGAUUCAGUAUUAUGAAUUUUUAGACUUAUUGGUGCUAUGUGAAUAUUGCAAUAAUGUCUCACUUGACGACUUCAAAGAGGAAGCAGUGAAAAAAAACUGGAGGCACCUAUUUAAGAUGGAUGACUUCAACCCACUUUUUGUGACAGGGGAUGAGAAAGUACAUGAAUACCUAAAUCAAACAUUUAAAGAUACUGAACUUAAUUAUGGUAAGACACACCAUGGUGACAAGAAACUGCCAAAGGAGAAUUCCGUCAAUAUAGAGGCAAGAAAACAACAAGUUGAGUUUCACGGUCAGCGUUAUAGAGAACUACACCAAUAUAUAGAUGAAUCAUCUGCACAAGUUAAGAAGUCUAAAGCUGGUACAAUUACAUCACGACCAACAUCAGCACCGGUAGUACAAAGAUUUCUCACACCAGUAUUUACAGUCAAGGUUGAAAAAAGGCCCCAUACAGUAGAUGCGAUAAACUACAACCCAGAUGUUCAUAGAUUGAGAAAUCAAGUCAAUCCACCGAGGAGAAAAACUCGUCCAGUCUCUGCACCUGCUGGCUCAUCUACCAGUUUAGAAUUCCAUCACCCAUCUGAGGUAAUGGCUGUUGAUGAGAAAAAGAUGAAGUACAUGAGAUACUCAAGUCAUAAAGGGAGGCAGAAUAUUUGCUCAGCACCAUCAGGACUCUAUGUCGGAAGUACUGAAGCCCCAAUGUCUGUACAUGUUAACAUACCCCAUUCCAAACCCCACCCUCCCAGCAUGCAGUGGUGUUCCAGCGAGUUAACUGCCUCCCACAAUGCAUCAGCCCAACCAUGGAGAAAAAGCUUACCAUAUAAGAGACCCAGUACCCCCAAAUGUAUCACUGCAAAAGAAACGGACACUCACCAGGAUCUAGUCAGCUGUUUACAGUUUGACAUAGACACACUGAAAGAAAGAUCUGUGAAAAGAUUGAAUGAAGAUAUAGACGAUACCUUGCCGUUGUUUAGGUUCAAACGAGAAGAAAGACUUAAAAAUCAGAAACCACCACUGCCACCCAAAAAGGUCAGACAAAAAAAACAGGAAGCCCUUACAGACGAGCAGAUCAAAAGACUGACUUACCCUCAGCCGAGGGCUUUUAUGGCUGAACAUGAAAAACACUGUGAUGCCAGAGCUUAUGGUAUAGGACAAUCAACACAAAACAUCAAACGAGAACGCCAAACUCCAGCGAGAAAAAAUUGUGAUCUCAGUAAUUCCAAAGAACAGACAAAAUUAGUAAUUCAGUAUACGAAAGAUCGUCAUAAUUGUGAAAGAUUGCCAAAUGGAUGUGGAGAUACAAAGCCUAUAUAUAUUGACAAAUUGAAUGGAUAUUAUACUGAAUCAAAGGUGACUCCUUUUAAUUUAAACAACAUGGAACAUGAUAAAUAUCGAGCAGCCCGUGUCGGGACUGCUGCUUUGCUCUAUGAGUUUCUCAUGGAAAAGAAAGGGAAAGAACAAGAGGAGAAAGAAGAAGAGAAUCACACAGAAGAAGAAGAAGAAUUGCCAAAAGAAGAAGAUCUGAAAUUUGAAUCAGAAGCUAAACGUCAUAUGGGAAUCGGUGUACUCGGUAAACGGCUAAGCACUAUUGAUGAGAUUAAAAUUGGUGGUAUAGACUUGAGUGAAUUAGACAGAUUAACAGUGUCCUCAAAAGAUGAUGACAAAUCUAAGACAUCGGUGACCUCUAAAUCACCUGUAUCUUCGAAAUCAAUCUCGCUGACCAAGUUGUCAACUAUACCUGAAACAAAAACUAAAAGAACAUCUGCUUAUGAACAGAAAAAAACCAAAGAUGCAAUGAAGCGACUUUCUUUGGCACUUGUUGAGCCAGAAAAGGGCAAAUCACAUCCAAGACGAAAAAGUGAUAUUGCAGAUGAAGCUAAUGAUCACAAUGGGAUGGAGGAGAAAGUCGAAUCUGAGCCAGCAGGACAAAAAAUCAAUAUUUUCAAGAAAAAAAUGUGGAAAAAUAACAGACAGAUGAAACAAUUAGUCAACUCUAAAAAAUUAUCACUUCGAUUGAAACAGUCACUUGACCAAUGA